Molecule: messenger RNA, 725 nt
Organism: Corylus avellana
Lineage: Eukaryota; Viridiplantae; Streptophyta; Magnoliopsida; Fagales; Betulaceae
Source: RefSeq, a predicted model, not a curated record
UCAACCAUAGGAAUGUGGUUAAACUAUUAGGAUGUUGUCUUGAAACAGAAGUGCCCUUAUUAGUUUAUGAAUUCAUCACAAAUGGAACCCUUUUUUACCACAUUCAUGAUCAAAGUCAUUCAUCCUCACUUUCAUGGGAAAAUCGUCUGAAGAUAGCAGUAGAAACUGCUAGAGCACUUGCAUACUUACAUUCUGAAGCUUCUAUGCCAAUUAUUCAUAGAGAUGUAAAAACUACAAAUAUACCUUUAGAUGAUAAUCUCACCGCAAAAGUGGCUGACUUUGGAGCUUCAAGGCAAUUUUCUCUUGAUCAAACAAGAGUAAGCACUUUGGUGCAGGGAACUUUCGGGUACUUGGACCCAAAGUAUUUUCAUACUGGCCAACUAAUAGAGAAAAGUGAUGUUUACAGAUUUGGUGUUGUUUUGGCAAAAGUAUUGACGGGUAAGAAGGUAGUUUUUUCUAAUGGGACGGGAAGUGAUAGAAAUCUUUCUAUAUCAUUUGUUUAUACGGUGAAAGAGAAUUGUAUACUGCAAAUUCUUGACAAUCACAUUAUAAAUGAGGGUAAUAUUGAGGAAUUGAAGGAAGUGGCUAAUCUAGUAAAAAGGUGCUUAAGUGUAAGAGGGGAGGAUAGGCCCUCUAUGAAGGAAGUGGCAAUGGAGUUGGAGGGUUUGAGAAUUGUGUAAAGGCAUCCACGGGGAAAGGCCAAUCUCUAUACAGAAGAGACUGAG